This is a messenger RNA of Daphnia carinata, 1432 nucleotides long. RefSeq names its product dnaJ homolog subfamily C member 9-like. Gene Ontology annotation, cellular component: nucleus; cytoplasm. Bases 165 to 1028 code for a protein of 287 amino acids. Lineage: Eukaryota; Metazoa; Arthropoda; Branchiopoda; Diplostraca; Daphniidae. Gene Ontology annotation, molecular function: heat shock protein binding. The record is from RefSeq and is a predicted model, not a curated record. The transcript has 6 exons.
CGUGAGCAACCCGGGUUUCCACGCACAAAUUCCACGCCAAGUCCUACGGGAACCCUGUUGUCCUAUCGUGCUAAACAAAACCCGUUACGUCUGGCAAUGCCGGUACAUUUGGCGGUGUUCAAUUGUUUGACGAGAUUAUUUGGCACUGAGAUUAUCACAAAACCAUGAAAAGGUUAACUGAACUGUGUGAUAAGCAUUUUAAUAGCACUUCCCUGUAUGAUGUGUUAGGAGUAGACAAAGAUGUUGAUGAUGCAGCAGUGAAAAGAGCAUAUUACAAGCAAUCACUAAAAGUUCACCCAGACAGAGUUGGUGAAGAGGAGAAAGAAAAUGCAACUGAAAAGUUUCAAACUCUUGGCAAAGUCUAUUCAAUCUUGAGUGAUCAGGAAAAACGAAAAAUUUAUGACGAAACAGGAUGUGUUGACGAUGAUGAUUUCGUGAAGGCUGACAUGAACUGGGAAGAUUAUUGGAGACUUCUUUUCAAAAAAGUAACAGAGCAAGAUAUUACAGAAUUUGAAAACAAAUACAAAGGGUCUGAAGAAGAAACUUUAGAUGUUAAACAACUGUAUGAGCGUUACAAGGGAGAUAUGGACAAGAUUAUGAGCUCAGUAUUGUGUGCAACUACUGAUGAUGAGCCUAGAAUACGAGAAAUUAUUCAAAAGAUGGUAGAUAAUACUGAGAUACCUAGCUACAAAGCUUUUACUUCUGAACCGAAGAAAAAGCGAGACGCUCGAAAAAAGAAAGGCGAACGCGAAGCCAAAAUGGCGGAAAAAAUGGCCGAAGAAUUGGGCCUUAAGAAUUCCCUAGAUGGAAGUGAAGACAGUCUCCGAUCCUUAAUUCAAAAGAGGAACAUGGAUAGAGCCGCCUCAGCAAACAAUUUUUUCAGUGCGCUUGAGGCUAAGUACGGAGGUAAAACAUCCAAGAAACGAAGCACUAGUAAAAGGAAAGAGAAAAACGAAAGCAAUGAUGAUAGUGAAGAGGACGAAGUGUUGCCUCAAAGAAGCAAGAAAGGAAGGGUCUCAAAGAAAUGAAAUUAAAGUUUUUCUUUUUUCAUCCUACAUAGGCUUAUAAAUCUCAAAUAAAGGAACAUACGUGACAACUUAUACAAUUCAGAAAUACCAUGAAACAUGCAUAACGCCUUGAUUCAGUUGAAGGUUUCAAUGUAUUUAACAGAAUGCAAUUUCGGCCCACAUAUACAAGCUUGUUCCAGGAUUUCGAACCAACACAAGUGAUGCAGAAAUCUGUGAAACGGAACUAAUGACUAUGUAUCCACGACCAAUACCUUUUCCUUCACUGAGGCCGAAAUCUCCCUGGGUAACGAAUCCUAUUACCGGCCGUGCAUAAGAAGUCUUCAAAUUGCAAGACAUUGGUAACCAUAACGAACGCAUUUUUUCCUUAUGAAUAGCAAUUACUGCGGCACUGGAAAAAUCUGUAA